Messenger RNA from Penaeus vannamei (Pacific white shrimp), 3054 nucleotides. NCBI's taxonomy places the organism in Eukaryota, Metazoa, Arthropoda, Malacostraca, Decapoda, Penaeidae. The record is from RefSeq and is a predicted model, not a curated record.
GUCUCGAGACGUCCAGAGUCGCAUCUCCCUGGCUUACCUCCCGCUGGUGCACCGCCAUGGCCCUAUAUCCUGACAGUUCAUGGGAAUCUCCAGGACUCGAAUGCACCCAGAGGCCCUUCCAGACUCUUGACAUCUAUGCCUGGAGCCCACAGGACUGCGGGGACUGGGCCAGCAGUGUCUGCCGUCGCAGGGGCCUCGACCAGAACGCCGUGGAUCUCUGCUCCUUCAGGAACACCACCGGCGUCCUGCUGCUCCAGUUCUCCUUACAGGACUUCUGCACGCUCGUUGGAGACGACGUCGGUGGGCUGUUCUAUCAGGAUUUUCUGGCCCAGAUUAAGAAGAGGCGAGCUAACUAUAUGGAGACCCCUGCAGACAGCUAUCCCUCUCACUACGGGAUGUAUUCGACCUCCGUCCGGGAUAGCUACUCCUCGUGGGAGUACACGAGCGACGACAUCCGGGCUCUAGACCAGUAUAUACCCGAGGAGGUGUUCGAGAACAUCACGCAGGACUUCGGGUUAGCGGAACAGCUGAUGCCUGUUAAGUAUGGCGAACACCCGCCAUUCAACCAGCCAGUGGACAUGGCAAGAGGCGAGGCAACACAGCCUCUACUAGACGCAACGGUGGGUGGGGCGGAGGUGGGCGUGGUCGAGGAGGCUGGCGUGGGCGCGGGGGCCGAUGGCUGUAGCGCCGAAGAAGGUGCUGUGGCGUCGCUGCUGUACCCCAUAACGAGCAGGAGGAAGCGCACUCGGGGUCCCAAAGUGUGGGAGUUCCUCGUGCGUCUCCUUCUGGACCCCAGCACCAACCCUUCGCUGAUCGCCUGGGAGGACAGGGAGGCUGGGACCUUCCGGCUGGUGGAGAAGGAGAAGAUCGCCGCCCUCUGGAUAAAGCGGUCGGGCAGUGGGAGUCUUUCCUACUCCAACUUUGCUCGCACGAUUAGACACCACUACGGGACGGGGAACAUCCUACCAACGGAUCGCCAGCUCGUCUUCGGCCUGGGUGCUGCGGCCUGGGACUACCUGAACAGACUUCGGCAAGAUGGCAGCGCCUUCGAGGACACGGACCCAAGCCGACGAUCCAGUGUGGAGUGAGGGCACAAUGCUGUGUUUUGGAGUACAUUGGCUGUGACACUUAGGAUUAGGGAAGGAACCUUUGUUUUUUCGAUAGAUCAUUAAGUUGUCUAAUGUCAUCUCUGUUAAAACAUUUAUGUGUAAUUAGAUUUAAUUAAUUUUCGUAUUUGUGUUUACGAUUACUGUUCGGUAUGAUUGUUAGUCUUAUUUUUAAUACAUGCCGUUGUGUUUCGUUUUCCAAAUUAUGGUUAUAGUAUUGUGAAUGAUAUCCACUCUGAAGAAUCUUUGAAGUUAUGAAAGAUAAUUCGUAUGUCAUUGUCUUAUAGAAACUUACGGAUGGCAGCUGGCAUUCCAAGGAAACAGAAUGUAGAUGAAGAAAUUAGAAGACAGUGGCGUAUACACCUAAAUGUACGGACUUGUCUAAAUGUGCAAAUUAUGAUAUUUACUCCGUUUAGUGUUUAUAAAAAGAUAAAUAAAUACACACAAACAUACAGAGAGAGAGAGAGAGGUAAACGACGGCAGGUCAUGUUAGGCCAAAGGCUCGGCAGUGACCGAUGACUGAGCACUCUAGGGAUGUGGAGGGCGAGGGCAGAGGAGAACCCAAUAUUUCCAAGCUAUUUAAAAUCUCUCAAGUACCCUGGCUGUUUCGGUUGCAAUGUUUCAGCUGGUUUAUCAGGGCGACUACGGGCGAGAACAUCAACGGAGGGAAAGAUAAUGCGAGUAGUUUUGUUGGUUUGGCCUUUCCAUGGAUAUAGCGUACUUGCUCUGAGAGGCUCAUGCACUUCACGAAAGUGGCACCGGUAUUCUCGAAGUACUGUUUGUGCCCACUUGAAGAAGGCCUGGUGUGGACCAGUGUUCAUCAGGCUGCACUGGAUAUAUAUAUUAUAGAUAUAUACUAUCCAUUUAAUUAUCCAUGAUGUGGAACAUUGGGUAGUAUGUUGUGUUUACAGAAAUAGAUAAGAAUAGGGUAGAAAGUUUAAGAAAACGUACUGACACACCACCAAUAGCGGAGCGUCGUCAAAGAAAAUGGUUAGAUGAGGGAUGACUGAGAUAUUUGACUUGAUGAGGGACAGAAGUGUAAAUAGGAAUGUAAAUAAGGAAAAUUGUUUGGUUGUAUGGUCUGCGUACCUAUACUCCGAUUAUUGUUAUCAAGUAUAUAUUUAUGUGGAGAUGUUGAGUUACAAUCCUAUACAAAAUGAUACUUUGUUAUUGUGUUGAACCUUAAAAAGGGUUGUACUUUGAUAUUGUAUGCUAGACCUGUCAGUAUUUCAUAUUAAGGACAGUAGUGGAUUUGGACUUCUUUACAUGUUUGGCUGAAUAUUUUUAUUGCAAUGAUGAACCACUUAUUUGUAAGAUAGUUUUUGUGCUAGGACGGAAAUGUCAAAACAAUACCAUUCGCUGUUGUUUUGUCUCUUCUGUAUUUCAGUGAUAGGACACUAAAUUCCAUGAAGCAUUUUGCAAAGGCCAAGUUGCAAUUAUUUUUGGCCGGAUGCUAGUCACCGAAAAUUUGCAUUUCUGGUAACAUUUUCGAUGAUAAUUUAUAGUUUUUUUUAUUAAACACAAAUAAGUAUUAGUAUGUUAGAUAAGCUUCACGAUCUACUGUUUACUUUUCGGCCAUCAGCUGAUUGUGCUUUUGCUUUAAUUUUUUUUUUUUCAGAGGUCUAAAUUUACGUCGGUAUGUUUGCUUUGCAGCUGCUUCUCCCAACAUUUCAUCAGCUAUAUAUAUUAUAUUCUUUUCCAGCAGUGAAUAUGGUUUUCUUCCAUGCAUUUAAGCCAGACAAAGUUUAUUGUUAAGGAAGCUUUCAUAAUUUCUUAGACAAUUAUUAGCAUAGCCUGUCUCAAUGAGCAUUGGUGUAUUUUGGUAUUCAAAAUCUAUGGAAUAGAGUAUCUAAUUGUUUAAUGUUUUUUUUGUUUGUUUGUUUGUUUUACUCUUUUAGGAAGUCUUAAUUUAUUUGUCAGACAACAAUUACACAAGUAAAUGAAAAAA